CUGUUUCGACAAAAACUACGCUCUUUUACACCCAACAAACCUCUUAAUUAUCAACAGGUAAGAUUUUUAAUUUAAAAAGUGUAUUCUGAAUGAGAAAAAAAUCUGAAAUGGUGAUUUUUGAUAAAAAGUUCUGAUUGUCAUAUUGAAAUGUGAAAAUCUGAGACUUACGUUUAAAAAAUUACAAUAAAAACCACAUUUUCCAAAUGAUCCCUCAAAUUGUGUUAUUUUUCAGUGGUCUCGUCGUCGUAUCAUCGUCUCUUUUGUUCUUUUCUUCGUCGGUUGGAAAGCUUUUGGCUACACACUCAACGAUAUGUUCUUAUGGACUGUUGAUGAAUCAACUCUUCAGGGUCGAUUCUUGACACCAGAAGAAGGAAAACAGCGAAGGUAUGGGAUUUUUUGAAAGAAAAUUCGGGGAAUUUUAAAUCUGAAAUUGAUUUUCCGUGUGAAAAUAGAGGAGUGAAAAGCUCUAAUCCUCACGCUGAAAAUCACUCAUUUUGACAUAAAAAUCUUAUUUUUUACUGGUAAAAGUUAUCGCAAUUGACAAUCCUCUAAUUUUCGAUGUUCCCCAAAUUUAAAUUUCACCAAAACUAUCCCCUUGUGUAUUUCAGAGAAGCGAUGGAACGACAAAAAGAUCUCGAACGACACCACAAAAAUUUUACUGUUUUAAAUUCCCCCUCUUCUUCUUCUUCGACCCCCAAAUUUGAUCUUGAUGAUUGA
Caenorhabditis angaria is the source of this 717-nucleotide messenger RNA. Lineage: Eukaryota; Metazoa; Nematoda; Chromadorea; Rhabditida; Rhabditidae. The record is from the annotation of a GenBank genome assembly.